CCUGUACUCCUUUCUUCCGUUCUUCACUGAGUUCCCCUGCCUCUUGCGUGUCGUUCAGUGCUGUGCCAACAUUCUGAACUCGAACCUGUCAAGUAUUUCUUCUUGUAUUCUUUGUGUGAUAGGAAAGACGGGAACGAUGUGACACUUGGUACUCCAGCCAAUCACAGCUCCCUUCUGCCAUUAUUACAUUCUAUCAAGACUGGUUGCGCGCUUCUAGGCUCUCAUCGCCUUCCGCGAACGCCCACCAUGAUCGUCACUGAGCCCGUGGACGUGCCGGGCCCCACGAGGCGCCAGGCAGGCGUGGCUCGCGGGGCGGGCAUAAGCUACGCGUCCGCGCUGCUGCACCGCUCCGCGUGUCAGAGCGGAGUAGCUCCCGCGCCCAAGGCAGCUGAUCCAAUCCCGCCCUCCCGUCCCGAGGCCACUAGGCCGCAACCGCAGAAGAAACAACAGCGGCAUAUGGCGCCGCAGCAGCUGCAGCAGGCGGCACCGCAGUGGCCCGUGUUGGGACGACGGUCGCAGGAGUCAUCGCAGGCACAGGCAGCACCGCAGGACGCAGCACAGGCAUUAUCACAGGAAGGGUCGCAGGCGGUACGCCUACAGCCAGGUAAGAAGCAGCAAGGUAACGCGUGGGGGCUUCGCGCCGCACCCGGAACGGAAGCACGGCAGAAGCAGUCGUUGCAGUCACAGCCACAGCAUCCGCCACAGCCGCCGCCGCAGCCGACGCAGCAACAGUCGCAGCAGCCGCAGCCAAGGCCUGAACCCAAGUCGCAGCCGUCGCAGCGAGCCGUAGAACAGUCCAGCGACCACGAGUUCGACUUCGACGACGUGUUCGGCCCCUCGCCCGCGUCUUCUGGGCGGCUGUCCUCAUCGAGCAGCCUAGACUCGUCACACGACGCGUCGUCCGGUCGCCUGGCGACGGCGAGCGGUCGCAAUCUUCGCACAGUGGCGGAGAUGGACGAGGACGACCUGGCCGGCUGGAUGGCCGACGAACAGCUGCCGGAUCUGGCGGCGGGAAUCCCGGGCGACGAGCCGCCGGAGAUAAUCACGCACCGGUCGCACUCGCUGGUGGGGCCCGCCGCCAUCACGCCGCGGCAGAGCGUCGCGCGAUCCAACAGCCGCCGCUCGUCGCUCGACGAGCCGGACAGCGCGCGACCGUCGCUGAUGGGAACGUCGCCGAGCAUGCGACAGUGCUCGCUGGAGUCGCCGAGGAAGGCCGUCGCACGUGCGAUGCUGGAGGCUGGGAUGGCAGCGGAGGGGAGAGGGGGGACGGCGGCGGAAGCCGCGGUAGCAGUAGUCGGGGCGGAGGGCGGUAGGGAGAGUGACGCGACCGGCGCGGUAGAGCCGGAAACGGAAAUCGCGACGGAGAAGGCGGACAGGAUAGGGCCGGAGGAUUUCGAGCUGCUGCGGGUGGUGGGGCAGGGCGCGUUCGGGAAGGUGUUUCAGGUGCAGCAGCGGUGGACGGGCGAGAUCUUCGCGAUGAAGGUGAUGAAGAAGCAUCGCAUCCUGGAGCGCAACCAGGGCGACUACAUGCGCGCCGAGCGGGAGAUCCUGACCAAGGUGGUGCACCCCUUCAUCGUGCAGCUGCAGUACUCCUUCCAGACGAGCGCGAAGCUGUAUCUGAUUCUGGACUUCAUCAACGGCGGCCAUCUCUUCUUCCAGCUCUACCGCCACGGCACCUUCAGCGAGGACUUGGCGCGCAUCUACACGGCGGAGCUGGUGCUGGCCGUGGGGCACCUGCACUCGCGGGGCAUCAUGCACCGCGACCUCAAGCCCGAAAACAUCCUGCUCGACUCCGACGGCCAUAUCAAGCUGACGGACUUCGGGCUGGCGAAGGAGGUGCGGGCGAGCGACGCGCGCAGCAACUCGCUGUGCGGCACCAUGGAGUACAUGGCGCCCGAGAUCAUUCAGGCGCACGGCCACGGCUUCCCCGCCGACUGGUGGAGCAUCGGCAUCCUGCUCUACGAGAUGCUCACCGGCCAGCCGCCGUUUUCGGGCGGCAACCGGCAGAAGCUGCAGCAGCGCAUCGUGAAGGAGAAGGUGAAGCUGCCCAACUACCUCACCUCCGAGGCGCACUCGCUGCUGCGCGGGCUGCUGCAGAAGGACCCGGCGAAGCGGCUGGGCAGCGGGCCCAGGGGCGUGGAGGAGAUCCGCGCGCACAAGUGGUUCAAGGGCGUGCACUGGCAGCGCCUCGAGGCCCGCCAGGUGCAGCCGCUCUUCCUCCCCGCCGUGACGGGCGGCAAGCGGUGCACCGCCAACUUCGACACAGUGUGGACGCAGAUGCCCGUGCACGACUCGCCCGCCGGCACACCCACCAUGGGCGGCGCGGACGCCUUCUUCCGCAACUACACCUUCAUCGCCAGCCACGCUGCGCUGUCCACUGUCGAUAGUGACAGCGAUGGUGAGGUGGGGAGUGGUGGGUCGGAGGAGAGGGACGAGGAGGAGGAGGAGGAGGAGGAGGGGGGAGAGGGAGGGAAGGGUGAGGAGGAAGUGGUGGAGAGGCAGUGAGGAAUAGUGGUGCGCACAGUGGCACGUGCAACCACCAUUCCACCCCGCUAUCCACCUCACCGCGUACUUACAUGGCCCAUCCUGCAACCACAGCCAUGUGUGCUCGUCCAGCCACAGCACCAUGCACUCGUGGUCCCGCGCCCUCCCAUGCGCACUGCAUGCCGUGAACCGCGAUACAACAUGUGCUCUCACAUCCUCAACACCUUCCGCCCCACAGCUGCGCCCUGCCACCUACACUCAGGAUGCAGCUGCAAUUUUGUGUAUGUCCGUUGGACACCUCAUUGCUUGUUUACCUCGUAGGUGGUAGAUGUUUUCAUUAUUCGUUUAGUGCUCUUGUGGCAAAUGUGAAAAUAGUAAUACUUUUAUAGUUUGAUACUAUUUCAUUGUUGUAGGUAAGCCACGCGCUGUAAGCAU
Closterium sp. NIES-67 is the source of this 2919-nucleotide messenger RNA. The record is from the annotation of a GenBank genome assembly. Lineage: Eukaryota; Viridiplantae; Streptophyta; Zygnematophyceae; Desmidiales; Closteriaceae.